Molecule: messenger RNA, 2468 nt
Organism: Chironomus riparius
Lineage: Eukaryota; Metazoa; Arthropoda; Insecta; Diptera; Chironomidae
Source: the annotation of a GenBank genome assembly
GUUUACAAAAACAAUAAUCACAUUUUAAUUCUGUUACUUACUCUUUAAAAUGAAAAUAACAAAUUUAUAUACGUCUAUUGCUGUUAAUCGAUCUCCAUUUGCACUUGAUUUAGGUAAUAAUGGCUUAAUCUGUUAUGCCGCUGCAAAUUCGAUAGCUAUCUUGGAUCCAAACUAUGAUGACUCAUGUAAGCUACUUAAAAUACAUGCAAUUCACACGAAUCGAGUGAAUACUGUUAAAUGGAUAAAGAAACCAGGUGUAGAUAAGGAAAAUGAAUUGAUUUCUGGAAGUGACGAUAAUUUGUGUGUAUACCUUAAUAUUGAGGAUAUAGAGCAUCCAAAGAAAAUUAUAUUAAAAGGACAUACAGAUUCAAUCACUUCUCUCGAUAGUAUCCAUGUUGAAAAUGCCUUAUUUAUUGUAACUGGAUCGUCUGAUUCAACAAUUCGAUUAUGGAGAAUCAAUAACUUACAGGAAGAAAGUAUUGAAGCUUUUCAAGUAAUUGACUUAAAUCGAGGAAUUUGUUUCAGUGUAAAGUUUGUGAAACUAUACAAUGCCGGUGUUUUGUUGGCAUUUACAACCGAUGAUGAUAAAAUCAAGUUUUAUGGAGAAAAUGAGAAUAAAGUUUUUGAGAAAAUUGAGGAACUAAUUGGACAUGAAGAUUGGGUUCGCUGUCUAGAUUUCAUUAAGGACGAUAAUGGUGAUUUAUUACUUGCUAGUUCAUCUCAAGAUUCCUUUAUUCGUCUCUGGAAAAUCUCUCCUUACAACAAAAAUGUUGAGUUGAUUUCAAAAGAUAUCGAUGAAAUUCAAAUUGAGGCCAGAACCUUUACAUUAAAUAAUCAUAAAUUUGUAUUGGCACUAGAAUCAGUUCUGCAAGGUCAUGAAAAUUGGGUUUAUAGUGUUCAUUGGAAUAAAUCAUCUACUAAUACACUCCAAUUACUGUCUAGUUCCAUGGAUAGAUCAAUGAUUAUAUGGACAUAUGAUAAUGAUUUAUGUAUGUGGCUAGAAAAGGUCAGAGUAGGUGAAGUUGGUGGUAAUACUUUAGGAUUUUAUGGAGGAAAAUUCAAUAAGAAUGGCAAUUUUAUUGUUGGGCAUGGAUUUCAAGGAAGUUUGCAUUUAUGGAAGAAAUCUAAUGAGAAUGAUAGAAUUUGGGAACCAGCAGUAAUGAACAGUGGUCAUUUUAGAGAAGUCAAAGAUAUUGCAUGGGAACCAAAAGGCGAAUUUUUACUAUCAGCUUCGAUGGACCAAACAACUCGACUUCAUUCAUAUUGGACACGAGAUGGGAAAAUCAGAACUUAUCAUGAAAUAGCAAGACCUCAAGUUCAUGGAUAUGAUAUGCAAUGUAUAGCUAUUUUAUCAAGAUACAGAUUUGCGAGUGGUGCUGAAGAGAAAAUUGUAAGAAGCUUUCAAGCACCUGCUAAUUUCGUUGAGAACUUCAGAACUCUAACAAGGAAUCUAGAAAAGGAUGUUGAAGGGGACACAAUUGCUAAUUCUAAUCAGAAAGGUGCAGCAGUUCCAUCAUUAGGACUGUCCAAUAAAAUUGUAUAUGAAGAAGAUUUAUUAAAUCCAGUAAAUGAAGAGAAAAAAUUCAAGGAUGAAUAUCCUGAAAACUAUUUCGUACCAAUUUUGAUGAAAGAACCGCCAACUGAAGAAUAUCUCACACAAAAUACACUAUGGCCAGAAGUACAGAAACUUUAUGGUCAUGGAUAUGAGCUUUAUGCUCUCGCUGCUAAUAAAAGUGGAACAAUUUUAGCUUCGUCAUGUAAAGCAACAACAUUAGAGCAUGCUGAAAUUCUUUUGUGGAACACAAGUACUUGGAAAAUCAUUCAACGACUUCGUUCACAUAAAUUGACUGUCACACAAAUUAAAUUUUCGUCAGAUGGAAACAGAUUGCUUUCAGUUUCACGCGAUCGUCGAUGGUCUUUAUUUGAGAAUAUUCCUGAUGGGACUAAUGACGUCAAUUUCCAACUAGUGUCAACGACAGACAAAAACAAUGGAAUUCACGAGAGAAUUAUUUGGUGUUGUGACUGGACGCAUGACGAUAAAUUCUUUGCUACUGGAUCUCGAGAUGGAAAAGUCGCUUUAUGGACUAAAAAUAGCACUUGCUCAGAAUCUACCUUAAAAGACUAUUCAAGCUUAUGCUCAAUCAAUAUUUCAUCUGAUUCAAUCACUGCUUUAUGCUUUGCUUGUAAUAUUUAUAAUGGAAAUAGUUAUUUAUUGGCUAUUGGAUUUGAAUCUGGAAUCAUUCAACUUUAUUCUUUCAACGGCAAGACUUGUGAACUUCUUACAUCUUUAAAUAACUCAGACGCACAUCAUCUUACAGUAAAUAAGCUAGAAUUCAGACCAUCUGAAAAUAAAAUUCACCUAGCAAGUUGUGGAAAUGAUCAUCUUGUAAGAAUCUAUGAAAUAGAGCAAUAGAGACAGUUUGGACACCACUAAACUAAAGAAAUAAGUCUAUUGUUAAGCAAACGAA